UCCCACAUCGGCAUCGUUAAUACUCCGUCUCUGUCCGUCCGUACUGGAGCAGGCUGGAGUUCAAUACCUGCUCAGUGCAAAGAUCGGCAUUCUAGCUUCCUAGCAGUCUGAAUUGAGGCUAUCACCAGCACUCGGUCCACUCCCCAGAUUCUUCUCGCUCGGCUCUAUCAGUCAAAGCGGGCUCUCCCUGUGCCGCCUCGUUGAUCGUUUUACUAGCACCAUCCGUUUACGGCACGGACUUCACCAAUUACCGCCCUUGACCGCGUACUGUUGUUGCGCAUCGUCCUCAUUCAGCAUCACAGAGCCCUCGCGGUGCAUCUUCCAACCACCUAAACUGCUCACAUUGCCCAUCGUUCAUCGAUCGUCUACACAAAUGGCCAUGAAUGAAACGUCACAUCUCCCAACAGACCAUCAAGAGCGCGCAGGUCGUCGCCGCCCUUUCGCUACCUGGGUCAAGAAACUAGCCAACUUCAAGGCUGCGACGUCGUCUACAGGUGGGAACCGAAAUGGCCACUCUAAGCGCGACGCUGCCUUCAAGGGCUCCAAGAAGCGAGCAUCCAAAAACAACAACCCCUACCCGCAAUCCGGCCGUAUCGCCGCUGCACGCACCCCGCGAACUAAUCAGUCGCCCUCGACUUCACAAGCUGGCUUAGGCUCGAAUCAAUCGCUAGAUCGAAGCCGAGACUCGAGCCCAUCAUCCGCUGACGAGAGUCCCCAUCGCGCAACUCGUGCUAAUUCAACGGCACCUACGCUAUCUACAGAUCAUCACUCUAUUCAUGCACCGUCACAUAUGGCAUCAUCUGUAGCUGGGACGAGUCGGACUGCUGGUGGCGGCUUCGAUGCACGUAGAGGAGGAGACAGCACAUUCUCGUCGCCGGCUCCAUCAGUACGAUCCCUCACCACCACGCUCACCACAAUCCAAUCGCUGGCUCCGAACGGCGGCACAAACGGUGGACAUACUACUGGUGGUCAUUCGUCACACCAAAGCAAUACUCAAACAAUACAAUUUACACAGCCUUUUCCUACGAAUUCUCCCGCCUCCGCCAUCCCGCCGCAUCUUGCGCCUCAUGGACACCCCACAACCUACAACUCGGCCACGGCCAACAAUCUCUUGACAGAUAACGCAUCGAUUCUCACGCUGGCCUCUUCCAGCAAGCGGCGACGUAGACGAUCCAUGGAUACCGAUGCUUCAGUUCGCGCUCUAGCUCCAUCAUCGGUCUGGGGAGGCAGUCGCGAGAGCCUACCACUAAGCGUACUCAGCGCCAAUAUGGAUGGCAUGCGAGACAUUCCUCCGACACCAGGUUUACAUCAAUCGAGCACAAGGAUCGCGGGCAACGAACGGACAAGCAUAUACUCAACAACUGGUAUAGCACCCGCCCUUCCUGGUGAACGCAAUAGUCUCUAUGCUGGCAAGCAGAGCAUGGGAGACGGUGCGAGUAUCCGUAGUAGCCUUCCCGGCCAUGGCAGGGCCGAUAGUAUCAGCGGUAGUGUUGCCGGCGUUAACAGCCCGCUAGCAAGUCCAAUGGAAGUAUCUGAAAGAAGCCCUAUGGAUAAGGAUGAAAACCAGGCACUGAAGGAGAAGGGGAAAGAGAAGGAUUAAAGAAGAAAGGCGUACUGCCUCAGAGCCGUGGUGUAUAUCAGCCAGAGUCCAUAUUUCUGAAGACCUAGCUAUUUACUCUCGGGUUGAACUACGUCCUUUCUAUUGUACGAUUUUUUGCAGCUAGUAUGAUUUCCAUUAGCGGACCACUACUAUACGGAGUCUGGAGAUGCUCAUUUUAAAUACGGGAAGUCAGAGCACGGCAGGGCGGGCGGCCAUGUUGGGUGAUUAGGCGUCGGGAUCGGAUUACAUAAUUGAUACCCGGGUUUUUUGGUCUUAUGCCACAGCAUUUCAUGUUUUGGAGGACUAGUAUGAAUUCGCUAAUGGUUGCGAGAGUGGACGAC
Xylaria bambusicola is the source of this 1941-nucleotide messenger RNA. RefSeq lists its product as uncharacterized. The record is from RefSeq and is a predicted model, not a curated record. The transcript has 2 exons. Bases 374 to 1600 code for a protein of 408 amino acids. NCBI's taxonomy places the organism in Eukaryota, Fungi, Ascomycota, Sordariomycetes, Xylariales, Xylariaceae.